This is a messenger RNA of Cyclopterus lumpus (lumpfish), 1278 nucleotides long. RefSeq names its product purinergic receptor P2Y12 (gene p2ry12). Gene Ontology annotation, cellular component: membrane. The record is from RefSeq and is a predicted model, not a curated record. Gene Ontology annotation, biological process: G protein-coupled receptor signaling pathway. The coding region runs from base 132 to 1229 and encodes 365 amino acids. The transcript has 3 exons. NCBI's taxonomy places the organism in Eukaryota, Metazoa, Chordata, Actinopteri, Perciformes, Cyclopteridae. Gene Ontology annotation, molecular function: G protein-coupled purinergic nucleotide receptor activity.
CUUAUAUAUAACCUACACACACACACACAUACACACACUUGUUUGAACCAUUGAAGCUGUCUGGACGAGACAGAUGGCCACUGUCACAGGAUGUUGAUGGGACUUCACUAACAGCAUAAUUAACAGAAAACAUGGAAGGAAAUACAACAUAUCCCCUGCUCCCUGGCAAUCACAGCCACACCAACAUCACUUGUUCCCGUGACAAUGUUUUGAAGACGGUGGUUUUCCCUGUUCUCUACUCCUGCCUCUUCCUGUUGGGACUUUCACUCAACGGCGUGGCUGUGUGCGUGUUUUUUCGCAUCCCAUCGAAGUCUCACUUCAUAAUAUACCUGAAGAAUAUUGUGGUUGCAGAUGUCAUCAUGACCUUCACUUUCCCUUUCAAGGUGUUGUCAGACUCCAACAUGGCUUCCACUGGGCUGCGUAUAUUCGUGUGUCGAGUCUCCUCGGUGCUCUUCUACCUUACCAUGUAUAUCAGCAUCCUCUUCUUUGGCCUCAUCAGCAUAGAUCGCUGCAGAAAGACCCUCAAGCCCUUCAGGGGGACUAAUGCGGCCCGUUUGGCCCGUCGCAAAGUCCUUUCAGGAGCCAUAUGGACCUUUCUGCUGGUUCUCUGUCUACCCAAUGUGAUCCUGACACGUAAGACCCCAACGUCUUCCUACUUCAAGUGCAGUGACCUGAAGACAGCAGCUGGGCUGUACUGGCACGAGGUGGUGAAUCACGUCUGUCAAGUUAUUUUCUGGGGCAACCUGGUGACUGUGAUCGUAUGCUACACUCUAAUCACCAAAGAGCUGUACAGAUCCUACUCCCGCACUAAGGCCCGCAGCAGUGGAGGGACUAUAGGUCAAGUACCAAGUGGGGCCUCAACUCGGAAACCCCACCAGGCCCAAAGAAAAAUUAAUGCUAACGUGUUCCUGGUUCUGGCUGUGUUCUUUGUGUGCUUUGUGCCCUUUCACUUUGCCCGUGUGCCGUACACCAUGAGCCAGACCAGAGGGGUUCUCUUUGAUUGUAAACUCAAACUCUUCUUUUUUCAGCUGAAGGAAAGUACGCUCUUCCUCUCAUCCUUAAACUCUCUUCUGGACCCUCUCAUCUACUUCUUCCUCUGUAAGUCCUUCAGAACCACUCUGUUCAAGACCCUGCAGCUGCCUCCUGGUUCCUGUAGCCGGCUAACAGGGAGAGGUUCAGACACGGAUACAGGCAGCACCGCUCUGAGAGACUCUUCUGUCUGUGCAUAAAACCACUGAACAUGAUGAAGAAGUAUAAAGAUACAAUGAUACUUUCAUU